UACACUACCCAUCAUCCCGCGUGCAGCUCGCUCAUGUAUAUUUAUGAGGUGUUUCUGCAGUGAGACGGCUAGAUAUUAUUGAUGUCUUGCUGAGGAGGAGGUAGUCCUGAUUUUAGUUUUCCAGAACGCGCCCGUCGCUUGCACAAGCCGCGUCUCGAGGCAGAGGCUGCUCGCGCGUCACCAGCGCGCGAGAGGAUGUGCGCUCCUUCCUGAGGGAGACGGAAAAUCGGGUUUAACUUGGGAUUUAACUCGUGUAUGGUGUAAUUUGGGAUAUAUAUUAUUAACUGCGAUUUUCUUAACCGAAUGGAUGCGGGAAUGAUGCCUCUCCGUGUCGGGAUUUCCUUUCUGUGCCUCUUUGUAGCGGUGAUGAGCUCUGUGAUACACACCAGCUUCUCCCUGCCUCAUAACGGAGACGCCUUGGUAAAGACGAGGGCUCGGCGUGAUGACGCCAGGUUCCUCGGGAGAGAGAACACGGUACCGGUCCGGUUGGUGUACCGAAUGGACGGAGACGGUCAGGACGCUCAUGAUGUGCUCAACACACGGGUUCGAUUGAGCUCUGACAGUAAACAGAACCACAUGACACAGGCUAGCUUCCAGGUGCAGGCCUUCGGACAGACCUUCAUUUUAGACGUGGAACUGAACCAUGAUCUUCUAUCAUCAAAUUACAUUGAGAGGCACAUAUCAGAGGAGGGGAAUUCAGUUGUCAACAAAGGUGGAGAACACUGUUAUUACCAUGGGAAAGUACAUGAUAUUCCGAAGUCAUAUGUUGCGCUUUCGACUUGCCAUGGAUUACAUGGGAUGUUCUUUGAUGGGAACCACACAUACAUGAUCGAGCCAGGAGGAGAGAAUACUACAAGUGAGGAGGUUCAUGUGCACAUGAUUUAUCAGUCUCCUGGUUUGGACCCUCCAGAGGACUUCAUUUCUGCAGUUCACCUGGCAGAGUCACCAUUCCAGAACCCUCCACUGUCCAGUGCCGCCCAUAGAAGGAAAAAGAGACAGAUAUCACGAAAUCCACGGAGCGUUGCAGAUGAGACCAAAUAUAUAGAGCUGAUGGUCAUUAAUGACCAUUUGAUGUACAAGAAACAUCGCCUUUCCGUUGGACAGACUAAUAACUACGCUAAAUCUGUUGUGAAUAUGGCUGAUCUGUACUUCAAGGAGCAACUCAACACUAGAAUUGUCUUGGUUGCGAUGGAAACGUGGGCUGCGGACAACAGGUUUAACAUCAACGACGAUCCUAUGGUGACAUUACGAGAGUUUAUGAAGUACCGAAGAGACUUUAUUAAAGAAAAGUGUGACUCCGUUCACCUUUUCUCGGGCAACCGUUUUCAUAGCAACUGGGGAGGAGCCUCAUACAUGGGCGGAGUCUGCUCACUCACUAAAGGAGGCGGAGUCAAUGAGUAUGGAAAGACUGAAGAAAUGGCCAUAACUCUCGCCCAGUCACUGGGACAAAAUAUCGGCAUCUUUUCUGAUAAGAAACGCAUUUUAAACGGGGAGUGCAAGUGUGAAGAUAAAUGGUCUGGCUGCAUAAUGGAUGAUGUUGGCUUCUACUUACCCAAGAGAUUUUCUGACUGUAAUGUGGAAGAGUAUCAUGAUUUCCUGAACAGUGGAGGUGGUGCGUGUCUCUUCAAUAAACCUUCAAAGCUCUUGGAUCCUCCAGAGUGUGGAAAUGGUUUUGUGGAGGCAGGAGAGGAGUGUGACUGUGGAAGCCCAGCCGAGUGUGCUAGAGAAGGAGAGAACUGCUGCAAAAAAUGUAUGUUGACUCAGGGAGCCAAAUGCAGUGAUGGUCUCUGUUGUAAGAACUGCCAGCUGGAGUUUAUGGGUGUACUUUGUCGUGAGGCUGUCAAUGAUUGUGACAUACCGGAAAUGUGCACUGGGAACUCCAGCCAGUGUCCUCCAAACCUGCACAAGAUGGAUGGGUACACAUGUGAGAAAGACCAAGGAAGAUGUUUCAAUGGCAGGUGCAAAACCAAGGACAGACAGUGCAAAUACCUCUGGGGAGAGAAAGCAACAUCGGCUGAUAAGUUUUGCUAUGAGAAACUCAACAUUGAGGGCACAGAGAAGGGCAACUGUGGACGAGACAGAGACACCUGGAUUCAGUGCAAAAAACAGGAUGUACACUGUGGAUACCUGCUGUGCUCCAACAUUUCUCCUGCACCCAGACUAGGAGAGUUACAGGGAGGAUUGACAUCUUUCUCUGUGGCCCAGCACAGCGCCUCACUGGACUGCAGUGGAGGGCAUGUGCUGAUUGACGGCGACACUGAUUUGGGAUACGUAGAGGAUGGAACGGCAUGUGGGACGGAUCGCAUCUGCUUUAAUCACAAAUGCCUCCCAGUGCAGGAAUUCAACUUCAGCACGUGCCCCGGCACCAACGAAAGGGUGAUCUGCUCCGGACAUGGGGUGUGCAGUAAUGAGCUCAGGUGUGUGUGUGACCUGGGCUGGGCAGGUGAGGACUGUAACUCCACCUCUCCUCUGAGUUACCUGCUGGUGCGACCCACAGCCAAAACAUCAGGCAUCAUCACUACUAACAUCAUCAUCGGGGCCAUUGCGGGCUCUAUCCUGGUCCUUGCACUGAUUCUAGGCAUUUCUGCAUGGGGAUACAAGAGCUACAGACAGCGUCAGUAUGUUGAGUCUGAAGUACACAGAAGAUUCUGUCGUCAAAUGCCUCCGGGGGAUUAUGUGAAGAAGCCUGGAGACGCUGAUUCCCUGUACAGCGACAUGCCGCAGGGCGUGAGCUCAAACUCUGGCAGCAGCUCCAAGAAGAGGUCUGCUUACCUGUCUCACCUCCAGAUCAACACCUGCUCUUUCACCCCCUCUAUCCCUUCCAUCAGCCAAAACAUCUGUCUGUUCGGCUUCAGUCUAAUGGUCUCUCUCACUCCUGGAGUGAAAGAAUCCCAGAUGCCAAGCACAUCUCUGACGUCUGUGAAAACGGACGACCCAGGAGCAACUCAUGGCAAGGAAACGUCACAGGUACCCGUAAGAAGGUCAAGGGAAAGAAGUUCCGUCCUCGCUCCAACUCCACAGAGACACUGUCACCUGCCAAAUCACCCACUUCUUCAACGGGCUCCAUCGCUUCCAGCCGGAGAUACCCCUACCCCAUGCCUCCCCUUCCAGAUGAGGAGAGGAAGGCCAACAGACAGAGUGCCAGGCUGUGGGAAACGUCAAUAUAAAAGAACUCUUCAAAACUGGUCUGCAAAACUCCCAUUUGUGGCAUGGAGCCGUCUUACCCUGGACGUUGAGAAGCGCGGUAUCAGAAUCCCAUUCCUGCUGUCAUUCAUAAACAGGACUCAGGAACACGAUUUCAUCACAAGACAAAUCCGGAAUGACAGCCAAUAGAGAGACAACAGCAGUCACUCGUGCCCUUGUUAACCCACGCCCCCACACACAGCCUGCCCCGCACCCAAACACAUGCUGUCUGGUGAUUGGUGCCCUUGAUGCCCGGGUGCAAGAAGCUCAUGCAGGAGCAGGAAGUUAACUAUUGUUUUGAACGCACGCUGUCACUGUAGAACCUACUGCUGUAUGCAUGAGACAACAUGUUUAUCGAUUCCUUGUAGUGUAAUGAUGUACAAAUGUUUUAAGAUCUUUCACUCAAGGGUGCCGCAUGUAAUGAAGGACAGCUUCGUAGGCUGGUAAGAUUCAAUCCCAUGUCCACUUCACCAGAACAUCAUCCGGUCCCGUUCAUACAGUCAUAUCUUCUCAGAGAACUUUGUACAUAUGUCAUAUAAUUCAGAGUGAAAUGUGAGAGUGUAGUAUUUUUCGGUUGUGGAGAGCGUGGUGGAAAUAUUUUUUCUGCUUUAAAGUGUCUGUCCUGUGUUUGUCUCCCUAAAUUCACAGAAUUUGUUUCAAGCCUAGCGCACGCUACACAGAAGCACCAUUUCAUGAAUUAUGCGUCAGAUCGUAGCAGAACGUCGCAAACAAUGAUACUUUUGUAAUGAGCACAUUUCUGCUUCAGAUUGAGUAAAGAUUUUAAAUUUUAAAGUCACGACUGAAGUGGAAAUAGCCACAGAUAUUUUUUUCCUACAUUGUGAUGUAACCAGUUAUCGAAAAAAAAAAAGAAGGACAGGAACUUGGUUCUAUUUGUUGGUAGUUGAUUGGAUGGAGGCAGAUCUGAAUGUAGAGCCAAUGGGUGGAGCAUGGUGUCUGGCUCCCCCUCUCUGGAUGUAAUGGGUGGAGAUUUAAGGUCCAACCGCUCCCUAACUAUAACCCUUGCCUUGUCCAAAUACCCACACUUGCCAUCUUGGCCACUUGAGAGCGCAUGCGCGCGUCAGGAAGUAAGUGCGCAAGACUGUCCAGAUCUUAAAAUCGCCAAAGCGCAGUGCCCUUAACGCACACUAAAUCCACUCAUCUCGAAUACUGCUCCAGAGGCUUAGUGUAUCCCAUCAUGCAUCAUGUUGUGGAAAUAAAUCGCGAGACUUUUUGUCAAGAUCGCGAGAGGUCACGGAAACCUUUCCAAUGUUAAAGUUAAAUAUUAAUAAUAAUUCGAUAUUACAUAUAAUUUGGUACAUGUUUUAUUGGUGCACAGAUGAGUAGCCUAUAUUUAUUUUGUACAUCAUUU
Cyprinus carpio (common carp) is the source of this 4552-nucleotide messenger RNA. It is a transcript of the gene adam22, whose product is annotated as ADAM metallopeptidase domain 22. Lineage: Eukaryota; Metazoa; Chordata; Actinopteri; Cypriniformes; Cyprinidae. Bases 304 to 3333 code for a protein of 1009 amino acids. Gene Ontology annotation, biological process: proteolysis. The record is from RefSeq and is a predicted model, not a curated record. The transcript is spliced from 32 exons. Gene Ontology annotation, molecular function: metalloendopeptidase activity. Gene Ontology annotation, cellular component: postsynaptic density membrane.